AUGGAAGAAGGGCCUAUUAAUUAUGUGGAAGAAAGGCGGCUGAACGAGGGCAGCGGGCUCAGCCUGGUGAAUGGGGGCCGGCCGGAGGCGGGGGGUACCGCGCUGAUGGAGCCCAGCGGGUGGUCGCCGGGCCAGCCGCCCGCCGCUGGCAAAGCCCACUUGGAAGACGUCCGGAACCUGGUGGCCUUCUCGGCGGUGGCCGAAGCCGUUUCCUCCUACCGGCUCCCACCGCCAGGGUCGCCGUCUCUGCUGUACGAGAAGUUUGACUCAGAGAUGAGCCGGGGCAGGCUGGGCUCGGCAGACGGGGUGCCACGGGGAGAGGACCUGCACGCCCUCAAGGCCGCCCUGGCUUUGGCCAAGCACGGUGUGAAGCCCCCCAACUGCAACUGCGACGGCCCCGAGUGCCCCGACUACCUGGAAUGGCUGGAGCAGAAGAUCAAGACGGCUCUCGGAGAAGAGCUGGCGUCACCGCGGCCCCGCGCUGCCGCCGUCCCCCCGCCUCCUCCCCCAGAAGGUGCUAUUGACCCCCAGCCGGUGCCUGAGGCUGCCGAGCCGUGCCCGCCCGAUGGCCUCCCCUUUUCCCAGAGCGCGUUGACCAUCGCCAAGGAGAAGAACAUCAGCCUGCAGACCGCCAUAGCCAUCGAAGCCCUCACGCAGCUCUCAGCCGCUCUGCCCCAGCCCGCGGGCGAUGGGCAGCCGCCGCCGCCGCCCCCCUCCGUCCCUUUCGGCUCCGGCCCCCUCGGCCCAUCGGGGGCCGCGUGGCAGAGAGGGGAUGAGCCCCGUUACCCGCCGGAGCCGGGAGCAGCACCUGAGCCAUUUUUCGGCGCGGCACCCCCGCGGGGGAACUUCACGGCUGCCUGGGGGCUGGAGGCCGAGGGGGCAGCGGGGGCUGGAGACCCCAUGGCAGAGCUGGAGCAGCUGUUAGGUAAUGCUGACGACUACAUCAAGGCUGCUUUCAAGAGACCCGAAGCGACGGCUGGCAAAGUGACGGCCCCCAAAACAGAACCCCCUGAGCGAGCACCCAGCAAAGAAGCGCCGGGCGGCCCCCGCUUGCCGCCGGCACCGCCGGAGCCUGACCUGCACAAGAAGACGCAGCUGGUUCUGCAGCAGCAUCUCCACCACAAGCGCAGCCUCUUCCUCGAGCAAAGCCUGACAGCGGCGGCGGCACCCCCGGACCGGCCGAGCGGCUGGUGGGCUCCCAGCACCCCGGCCGCGCCCUCCAAGCCCUUCGAAAAGCAGCCCAAAGAGAAGAAGAAGAAAACGCCGCCUGAAAAGCCCCCGCCGGCCAAACCUCUCCGCAAGCAAGUGCAGAUCAAGAAGGCGAAGCAGAAGGACUCGCAGCCGCUCUUCCCACCCCUCUGGCAGAUCAGCCUGGAGGGAUUUCGGACGCCCGCCGAAGCCCUCGCCGAACCCCCCGCCGAAGAGAUGCAAACGGAGCCGCCGCCAGCCUUCCCGCACCAGCCUCUUGCACUACCCCUGCCCGCCGCAUGCCCCCCGCCACCAAACCCCCUGGACGGCGUCCCCCCGGCUUCCGACUCUCAGGAAAGGGGUGCCCCCGGUGGGGGCCCCCAAAUUCACUUGGCGCCGGCGGGCUUGACUGGCUCGGAGGAAGCGCCGGCUGCCGCCCCGCCGGCCACCUCGGCUCCCAUCAUGGUGGACGACAAGCUGGAAGAGCUCAUCCGACAAUUUGAAGCCGAAUUUGGGGAGAAUUUCAACCUGCCGCCCCCCGAGACACCUGCCCCUCUCGCCCCUGGGGCUGCCGAGCUGCCGGGGGGGCCAGCACCAGCCCCGCAAGGGUCCCCCACCGCCGCCGCCGCCGCCGCCGCCCCGGCUCCGAGCAGCGCUCCCCAAGCCAGACCCAAAAGUGUCUCUCCAGGGAAGGGGCCGCUGUCAGAGCCACCCUUCACUGCCCGCUCCCCCAAACAGAUCAAAAUCGAGUCUUCUGGUGCUAUCACCGUGGUGUCUACCACGUGUUUUUACUCUGAGGAAAGCCAAAACCCAGACGUGGACGACGUCGACAGAACACCCACCAAGGACGAGGUGCCGCUGACGCCGACCCUGAGCGGCUUUUUGGAGUCUCCGCUGAAAUACCUGGACACGCCGACCAAAAGCCUCCUGGACACGCCGGCCAAGAGGGCACAGGCGGAAUUCCCCACCUGUGACUGCGUUGAGCAAAUCGUGGAGAAGGAUGAGGGGCCGUAUUACACCCACCUGGGCUCGGGGCCCACCGUGGCCUCCAUCCGGGAGCUCAUGGAGGAGCGGUACGGUGAGAAGGGCAAGGCCAUCCGCAUCGAGAAGGUCAUCUACACGGGCAAGGAGGGCAAGAGCUCCCGCGGCUGCCCCAUCGCCAAGUGGGUGAUCCGCAGACACAACCAAGAGGAGAAACUGCUGUGCCUGGUGCGACACCGGGCCGGCCACCACUGCCAGAACGCCGUCAUCAUCAUCCUCAUCCUGGCCUGGGAGGGCAUCCCCCGCACGCUGGGGGACACGCUGUACCAGGAGCUCACUGACACCCUCACCAAGUACGGCAACCCCACCAGCCGCCGCUGCGGCCUCAACGACGACCGGACCUGCGCGUGCCAAGGCAAGGACCCCAACACCUGCGGUGCUUCCUUCUCCUUUGGCUGCUCCUGGAGCAUGUACUUCAACGGCUGCAAAUACGCCCGCAGCAAAACUCCCCGCAAGUUCAGGCUGGUGGGAGACAAUCCCAAAGAGGAAGAGCUGCUCCGGAGAAGCUUUCAGGACUUGGCCACCGAGGUUGCUCCGCUUUACAAGAGGCUGGCGCCGCAAGCCUACCAAAACCAGGUCAUGAACGAGGAUGUGGCGAUCGACUGCCGGCUGGGCUUGAAGGAGGGGAGGCCAUUCUCGGGAGUGACGGCGUGCAUGGACUUCUGUGCUCACGCCCACAAGGACCAGCAUAACCUCUACAAUGGCUGCACCGUGGUCUGCACGCUGACGAAGGAAGACAAUCGUGUGGUGGGGAAAAUUCCUGAAGAUGAGCAGCUGCACGUCCUCCCCCUCUACAAGAUGUCCAGCACAGAUGAGUUUGGCAGCGAGGAGAACCAAAACGCCAAGGUGGGCAGCGGGGCCAUCCAGGUGCUCACGUCCUUCCCCCGCGAGGUCCGCAAGCUGCCCGAGCCUGCCAAGUCCUGCCGGCAGCGACAGCUGGAAGCCAGGAGAGCUGCUGCCGAGAGGAAGAAGCUGCAGAAAGAGAAGCUGAUGACACCAGAGAAGAUCAAGGAGGAAGCGCUCGAGCUCCCCACACUCCAGCCAAAUGCAGGUAUGGCGUUGAAAGGCGGGAUACCCCCGCAGCCGCUGAAACCUUCCAUCAAGGUGGAACCCCAGAGCCAUUACAAUGCCUUCAAGUACAACGGCAACGCGGUGGUGGAGAGCUACUCGGUGCUGGGCAGCUGCCGGCCCUCCGACCCGUACAGCAUGAACAGUGUUUACUCUUACCAUUCCUACUAUGCACAGCCCAAUCUGCCUUCCGUGAACGGGUUUCACUCCAAGUUCGCACUUCCUUCCUUCGGGUAUUACGGCUUUUCCAGCAACCACGUGUUCCCCUCGCAGUUUCUCAAUUACGGGGCGCCCGAGAGGAGCGGGAGCAGCUGGGUGAGCAAUGGCUACGAGAAGAAGCCCGAUAUCUCAGCGCUGCAGGAGAACCUCAACCACACCUACGGGAACUCCAAUUUCCCCGAGCCCAUCCCGCACAGCGUGCGGAGCAAAAACCACCACCAGCGCACCUACGAGCGAGCCAACCGCUACGCCAGCCAGCAGAAAGCGGCGGCGGCAACGGCCGGGUCGCACAGGACUAGCUCGGGCUCGGAGGAGGCACCGUCAUUUGCACAGAACUGUUUUGACAGCCGGCCCAUCAAGCAGGAGCCUCCAGACCCCCCGCCUGCCAUCGAGCCCCUUCCUGGUGCUGCGGCCGUGCCCGGCACUGGCUUAACGCUGCCGGCCGUCCCUGCGCACGGCACGGCGCCGGAGCAGCGGUGGAGCCCCUUCAAGGCGCCCCAGGGCACGGCUUCCCCUGAGAGGACUAACGUGGCCGAAGGCUCGUGGAGCGCGCUGGCCCCGGGCUCGGGCGGGCGGGAGAAGCUGAGCGCCUUCGAUGCCGCUGUGCGCUUGCCGCCGCCGGAGAAGCAGUGGUCCAACGUCCUGGCGGGAGAGCCGGCGGCAGCGGCGGCGCAAGGUUCGGGCUUGCUGCCGAAGCCAUGGAGCCCCUGCAAGCUGGGGGAGACGGUGCUGGCCGGCACGGGCACCCCGAGCCUGCUGGGGUCGCUGGGCUUCGGCUCAGCUCUGCCAGGGCUCCCCAGCUUCCCUGAGGAGCCGUGGGGGUCUGUGAAGGUGGAGGAGCGGAGGACACCGGCACCCAGCCCGGGGCUGCCGGAGAAGCCGUGGGAGGCAGCUGUGGGUGAGAAGGGGGUGGCAGGGCCCCGCCAGGAGAAGCCAUGGGACCCCUUUGGCCUGGAGGAGGAUCUGCCGGAGAAGGCGGUGAAGGAGGAAGAGGAAGAGGAGGAGGAAGAGGAGGAGGAAGAGGAAGAGGAAUGGUCGGACAGUGAGCACAACUUCCUGGAUGAGAACAUCGGCGGCGUGGCCGUGGCGCCCGCCCACGGCUCCAUCCUCAUCGAGUGCGCCCGCCGCGAGCUCCACGCCACCACCCCGCUGAAGAAACCCAACCGCUGCCACCCCACCCGCAUCUCCCUCGUCUUCUACCAACACAAGAACUUGAACCAGCCCAACCACGGCCUGGCGCUGUGGGAGGCCAAGGUGAAGCAGCUGGCGGAGCGGGCUCGGGCCCGGCAGGAGGAGGCGGCGCGUCUGGGGCUGCCGCCGGACGCCAAAGCCUUUGCCAAGAAGCGCAAGUGGGGCGGCGCGUUGGCGACCGAGACGCCCAGCAAGGAGAGGAGGGACUCUGUCCCCACGCGGCAGGCGGUGGCCAUCCCCACCAACUCCGCCAUCACUGUGUCCUCCUACGCCUACACCAAGGUGACGGGCCCCUACAGCCGCUGGAUCUGAGACGGAGGCGACCGCCGUGGCCCCAUCUUACCUCAACCCUCGGCAGCGCCGCAGCCCGGCGUUGCUUCGUGGUGCUUUCUCCUCGGGCGUGGGGGGAGAAGAAAACAAAAGUAAAUAGGCAAAA
This is a messenger RNA of Hirundo rustica (Barn swallow), 5143 nucleotides long. RefSeq names its product tet methylcytosine dioxygenase 3 (gene TET3). Lineage: Eukaryota; Metazoa; Chordata; Aves; Passeriformes; Hirundinidae. The transcript is spliced from 9 exons. Gene Ontology annotation, biological process: oxidative demethylation; positive regulation of transcription by RNA polymerase II. The record is from RefSeq and is a predicted model, not a curated record. Gene Ontology annotation, cellular component: nucleus. The coding region runs from base 1 to 5019 and encodes 1672 amino acids. Gene Ontology annotation, molecular function: DNA 5-methylcytosine dioxygenase activity.